Equus caballus (horse) is the source of this 2128-nucleotide messenger RNA. It is a transcript of the gene CHST14, whose product is annotated as carbohydrate sulfotransferase 14. Gene Ontology annotation, biological process: dermatan sulfate proteoglycan metabolic process; carbohydrate biosynthetic process. NCBI's taxonomy places the organism in Eukaryota, Metazoa, Chordata, Mammalia, Perissodactyla, Equidae. Gene Ontology annotation, cellular component: membrane. The record is from RefSeq and is a predicted model, not a curated record. Gene Ontology annotation, molecular function: sulfotransferase activity.
CCGCCGCCCGCUCCGGCGCCGCAGCCCGGGAGCCGGCCACCCCCGCGCGCGCCAACCCUCCCGCCAGCGCUCCCCUCUUCGACCCCCGCCCGGCGCUGCGGGCCCAACCCUCGGCUCCCGCCCCCAGCCCGAGCCCGCCUCCCGGGCGGCCCUCGGAUCGGGCUGCCCGCGCAGGCCCCCACCCCGGGAGCACCAUGUUCCCCCGCCCGCUGACCCCGCUGGCAGCCCCAAAUGGCGCCGAGCCCCUGGGCCGGGCGCUGAGGCGGCCCCCACUGGGCAGGGCCCGGGCGGGGUUGGGGGGGCCGCCCCUGCUGCUGCCGUCCAUGCUGAUGUUCGCGGUGAUCGUGGCCUCCAGCGGGCUGCUGCUCAUGAUCGAGCGGGGCAUCCUGGCCGAGAUGAAGCCCCUUCCCCUGCACCCUCCAAAUCGCGAGGGUGUGGCCUGGCGCGGGACAGUCCUCAGGCCUGGGAGGCUGUCCCUGGAUGCUGGGGACUCGGACUUGCAGGUGAGGCAGGACGUCCGGAAUCGGACCUUGCGGGCAGUGUGCGGACAACCAGGCAUGCCGCGGGACCCCUGGGACUUGCCAGUGGGGCAGCGGCGCACCCUGCUACGCCACAUCCUCGUGAGUGACCGCUACCGCUUCCUGUACUGCUACGUCCCCAAGGUGGCUUGCUCUAACUGGAAGCGGGUGCUGAAGGUGCUGGCCGGCGUCCUGGACAGCGUGGACGUCCGCCUCAAGAUGGACCACCGCAAUGAUCUGGUGUUCCUAGCAGACCUGCGGCCUGAGGAGAUUCGCUACCGCCUGCAGCACUACUUCAAGUUCCUGUUUGUGCGGGACCCCUUGGAGCGCCUCCUCUCUGCUUACCGCAACAAGUUUGGCGAGAUCCGAGAGUACCAACAGCGCUAUGGCGCUGAGAUCGUGCGGCGGUACAGGGCUGGAGCGGGCCCCAGCCCCGCAGGGGAUGAUGUCACCUUCCCGGAGUUUCUGAGAUACCUGGUGGACGAGGACCCUGAGCGCAUGAAUGAGCAUUGGAUGCCCGUGUACCACCUGUGCCAGCCUUGUGCGGUGCGCUAUGACUUUGUAGGCUCCUAUGAGAGGCUGGAGGCUGAUGCCAACCAGGUGCUGGAGUGGGUGCAGGCACCACCCCAUGUGCGAUUCCCAGCUCGCCAGUCCUGGUACCGGCCGGCCAGCCCUGAAAGCCUGCACUACCACCUGUGCAGUGCUCCCCGGGCCCUGCUGCAGGACGUGCUACCUAAGUACAUCCUGGACUUCUCCCUCUUCGCUUACCCACUGCCUAAUGUCACCAGGGAGGCCUGCCACCAAUGACCAUGGGUAUGGGCCAGCAGCUGUUGGAGACUGAUUUCGACAAUGCCAGCUUUUCGGGUCGCUGCCUGCCAUCCAGAGAAACCUUGGCUCUGGGGUCUGGGGCUUCUCCAGAUGCCUAGAUGCCAAGGAUUUCCUUGUCUAAGGUGGGUGCCCACAGUGGCUCAGUGAACAGGAUUGGACAGGAGGCCUGGUGUCCCCACUGAGGGGAUUCCUUGGGGGCCAGUGUGAUCCUUCUUGCCCUGGCGGGGCCAGACACCAGUUUGCCAGUGAAGCAACAAACACAUCUGUUCUAAAGACCGACUCCAGGCCCCUGGCUGCAGGGAUUAUGCCGUCCACGUGGUCCACCUUAAUUUAAGCUGGGGCCAAACCCAGAGGUGGCACCAAUCAGGAGCACAGCCAGAGCCGGGAGCCCUAUGGUUCUGACUGCCCAUUCAUCCACUCUGUGUGCCUAAGGGCUGGAGUCACACGUGCCUUAUCAAUGACUUCUGUGCCUUUCUGCUUCAGACUGAGAGUUUCCUACACUUGACAAGUAAAGACCCAUUUUUCCAAGGACAGGAAAACUGUCAGGGCCCUUGCCUGGUAGCUCCAGGACCCGGCCCACAGGCAUCCAAAGACCCCUGCGCCUAGCCUCUUCUUGGGGUUCUGCGCACCUCCUCCCUUCCCUCAAGGUUGUGACUGGUUGGUGUAUCUGGUUACCAGUUUUCUGACGCAUUUAUUUAAAAUUUGUACUUUUUGAUAGAACCCUUGUGAAGCCUUUGUUUUAUUAAUAGCUGAAUUUUUAAUAAAGCUGUUUUGUGUACAAA